AUGGCUGCCAUGCCAGGAUUAGCCGAAGAAGUGAUCCAUAUAAACGGGCGAUUCAUCCUGGCCAAGAUCAACAUAAAAUGUAGUCUAAUCAGCGUGCACCAUGGCGGUCGACAUGUUGCUGGGGGGUCUAGUGGCGCCUUUGACGAGUUUAUUGGGACAUUUGGCCUUCCUUUUGAGCGCAGGAUUGAUACUACAACGGCAAAUAGCGAGCAGCCGUCUCCGGUUCUACGGCACCUUGAAUCCUUGAGUUCCACAUAUAUGAACGAUGUCGCCGCUGUCGACGAAGAGGCUGAGUGGCUGGUACGCCGAUGCGAACGAACACUCGUUAACCUCUCUUCGUCAAUCGCCACAUUCACAACACCACCGCUCGAACAGUGGCCUUUACUCCGAAACUCAGAAGUCUUGAGACAAUGGCGUGGUGCGACCUAUUCAGACUUUCUAUAUGUCCAUGGGGGCAUCAAUAUGACUGAGACCAGCAAGCAGCUCUUUUACCUCCUCGAUCAGCAAGCGAUACAUGGAAGAGGACACGAGCCAGUCCUAUACUUCUCCUUUGAUAAGCACGACACAACACGAAACACCCUCAAAGACAUGCUGGCUACAUUUCUCGGUCAGAUGAUCUGCCAUAAGGCCGGUAUCUUCAGGUCCUGGGUCCCACUCCUUUUCGCGCAGAUGAAUGAGGAGCACAGUUGGACAGAUCAAGACUUGCUGCAAUGGUUCAGCGAUUAUAGCAGCAUUCUUUUCACUAUGUCUGCUUUCCUGGUCAUUGACCGCUUCGACGAGUGCCCAAAGGCUGGUCGUGACUCCUUUGUGGAGUUUCUCCAUCGGAGAACAGCUUCUGAGGAAACAGCCUGGAAGGUGGCAGUUACUAGUCGCACGGCGGUCAACCUUCCCCAGGGACUGCAAGGGUGGAGGCACAUCGACCUGGCCGUCGUCAUGGCCUCAGACGAAUGUCUGGAUACAGACAUCCAGGUUAUGAAUACUACGAAGUUGAAGAAGAUUCUGUCAAGGAACCGACCGGAAUUGCUGAACGAUGAUGCUUGGGUUCAGUCGAUCAAUCAAAUCUCCAGCGGCGAUAUUCUAACACAAAGCAUCAUUCUAGAGCAUUUAAUGUCAAUACCAGAAUGGCCUCGCAAGCUUUCCGUGGAAGAGGCGUUUAAUUUCGUGGAAAAGGAAGACUCCGGCGAUGAGCUCGUCAUAAAGAUUCUGGACAGUAUCUUUCGGAAGCUCGCAGACCGUUUCCCGGUACAAACCAUGCCGAAAUGGCUCUUGUACAGCGCGAGGCCAUUGUCGGUGUGGGAGUUCACCUCGGUCAUGUACCCGGAAAGCCUGGACAAUAGUCAUGCGAGCCCUGACCCAGAGAGCGUCCAGGAAUUUGUGCACCUCUGCGAGAGCCGCUUCCGGGGCGUUAUUGAAAUCCGGGAUACGACGGUUCGACUUCGCGACCCUAGGUUGAGAGCGCUGCUGACGAGAACGCCGUCUGUAUCUUCUGCAUACUUGUGGAAUGAUAUUGAUGCCACCCAAGCCGCCCACGACAUAACCAAAGCCUGCCUCCAGUUCCUUAGCCGACCCAAUGUCCAGCAGGAGCUUGAGUCCAUAUUUGAGCAAGCCGCUCUGGAAGAACACAAGUAUGGGCCCGUUUCGGGGUGCACGAACUUCUGCUCAUACGCAGCCUACUCCUGGCCUCGGCACGCCGCCUUCGUUCCGGCCGAGAUGGGGCUGUCUUCUCUCAUGGAUGAAUUCGAGCAGACGGCGAUGAGUGCCGUGUGGCUGAAGUCAUACUGGUGUCUGGAAAACCCAGCCACGAGGACCAAGCAGCCUGCGGAGUCUGUGGAUACUCUGCUUGCUGGCUUGGGGUUGUCCCAUUCAGAUAUAGGAACGUGGGAUUCACGCAGCAUUAGCUUUGCCACCGAGAGAGCAGCAGCUCAAGGUCAGCGUGAAAUGGUCGAGACGCUCCUAUAUCGUUGCGAACAGUCCAACUCAACGCUUAUGGACGCUCUCAUCGCUGCUGCCUCGAGUGGGCAAGAAGAGCUGGUGUUGCACAUUUUCGGCCGCAUAAAGAACACAAAAAGUGCCGGGUCAGAGACAUUCAAAUGGCCACCGUGCCUGCUUUUUCGAGCGGUGUGGUUGGGGAUGGACAAGUUUGCGAGGGCAUUACUCGAGGAUGGAUGCUCUCCCGACCCAGGCGGCCCCAUGGCCGGCAAGCCUCGCGUGUCGCCAUUGUUCCAGGCGACGGGCCACGGUCAUACUGCUACUAUGGAAGCGCUGCUGUCGCACGGGGCAGACAUGAGUUUCACAACUGUUUAUAAUCGCAGUAUCAUUUGCCGCAUCCUACUUGAAAAUGGCGCCAGGCCCGACAUCACUGGCAGGAUUGGAGACUCUGUCUGGUCACUCCGUGACGUUGCCAUAUUCAACAAAAUUAACAGGUGCUGCCUCCAACUGGUGGAAGACGCUCUCGUUUCUAUCACAGUACAGCCUGUAGUGCUACCAGAAACCAUGAAUUCAAAGAAAGGACGCACUGGUGCUUUGAUGAAAUACAUAUGCCAUGGAUGCUACUAUGACCUCCGCGGGUCCGAUUACAUCUGCCCCAAGUGCAGCAUGCAUCUCUGUAACAAAUGCCAUUGGCAUAGAGAUCUCAUCCACGAGCCACUUUGCGAGAGUACCGAGUGGGAGCAAAAAGGCCCCGAGUUUGAAGAGGAACAAGUUCCAGUGGAACCGGAAAGCAAGGGGGAGACUGACGAGAGUGGGGACGAGGACGAAGAUUCCAGCUGCUCGCUAUCUAGUCUGGCGGUCAAGGGACACGGAGUCUGCGAGUCUGUCAACAUUCCAACAGGUACUACGAUCUAG
Messenger RNA from Diaporthe citri, 2844 nucleotides. RefSeq lists its product as uncharacterized. The transcript is spliced from 5 exons. Lineage: Eukaryota; Fungi; Ascomycota; Sordariomycetes; Diaporthales; Diaporthaceae. The coding region runs from base 1 to 2844 and encodes 947 amino acids. The record is from RefSeq and is a predicted model, not a curated record.